AUGACAUCUGGAACAGGCCCUGGAGGCCAACAAGUCAAAACAGAAGCAAGCUCGAUCCCAAUGAUCAAGACUGACCCGGAUGCUAAACCUGAGCUCGCAGGUGCUAUAUCCGACGAUGACAUCUACGAAGAUACGGGAGAUUUGGACUUUUCCAAUGCUAUGCAAGAUGUCUGGCUGACGCGUAUACCGAAAAUGCUUUGGGAGAAUUGGUCAAGGUUGGAAGAUGACGAGGAGGUACAGAUUGGCACAAUUAGGGUAGAAGGCGGGCCAACGGACAUAAAACGAGUUAGCAUGCGGUUAAACGAUAUGCCCCAGAUGAAGGGCGUUCCAAGGGAUUACAACCUGCGGCGACAAAAUGUUAAUGCGGAUAAGACGGCAUUCCCCGUGCACAAUACAUUUGUUUUCACCGAAAAGGAUCUACCGGGGCAUCGAGAUAGGUCUCACAUUCUGUUCAAUGAGGCCCAGCCUCAUGGCCGUUCAUAUCUUUACGAACAGACAAAGCGCGAUUCGAGAAAACGAAACCCACGCAAGAAGUGGGAGCCUUAUACGCGGAAGACCAUACCAAAACAAACGGCAAUUGUUGGUGUCGUACGUGAUGAGUUUAAUUGCCUUCCGGUAGAAAACGAGCAAUACCAGCGCAUGGCAGAAGCCAGAGCACUCGACUUCCUCAAGCCCAAACGCGAAACAUUAUAUAUCGGUAAAGUUAGCGGUGAGAUGCUCAAGCCCAAAACCGUUGCAGCUGCCGAUAAAUCUACUUUCAUACAAGUUGCAAAACCUCCAAAGGCACGCGCUCAAGAAAACAAAACCGCCCGUAUGCCACAAAACGAGCUGCUGGAUCUUAUAUAUGGCUGUUUCCGGCGACACAAGUACUGGCCAUUUAAGUCUCUCAAAGCAGAACUGAAACAACCAGAAUCGUACCUCAAACAAACCUUGGAGAUGGUGGCUCAUCUUGUCAAAAGCGGGGAUUUCGCUAUGACUUGGGAACUCAAACCAGAGGCCAGGGAAAGCAACUAUGCUGAUGCUUUGGCCUACAAAGACGCUAAGGAGGAACUCCCCCCCACCUCCGGCUACAAUUUCGACUCGGACGGAGAACCGACCGCGUCAGGGAUUGGUACGGAUGCGGACGAGGACGAGUCCAACGUUGCGUUCGAAAAUGUAGUAUAG
Paracoccidioides brasiliensis Pb18 is the source of this 1164-nucleotide messenger RNA. RefSeq names its product transcription factor IIF subunit TFG2. The coding region runs from base 1 to 1164 and encodes 387 amino acids. Gene Ontology annotation, biological process: transcription by RNA polymerase II; transcription initiation at RNA polymerase II promoter. The record is from RefSeq and is a predicted model, not a curated record. Gene Ontology annotation, cellular component: transcription factor TFIIF complex. The transcript is spliced from 4 exons.